AAUCUCCCUUUCCUUGUUUUCUCAAACUUUUGUUUGUAUGUUGUUUGAUAUUAUUUCUGUCUUAAUGUAUACUUAGUACGAAUGAACGCGGGCAGCAUGCACUACAGCCCACAGACAAGAGCAACACACACUGCUGCUGGAGUUCCUCUGAGCCCGGGGUGUGACGUCACUCUCCCAGAAUGCAUGGCUUCCAGCACGGCGCCCAGUAGUCCAGGCCUGGACUCUAAUAAACAUCCUUCUAAAUUGUCCCAAAAUGUCGAUGUCGAGGCGAAACGGAUGCUGGACGAAGAGUUGGACCGAGGCACAACUGGUCUGCAAAGAUGUUGAACUGCUUCUGUGAUUCAGCUGCUGUGACUGUGGUGUCCAGGUCUGCAGAAUACUAAAAUAGACUGUGGGCCAACAACAAGAGCUCUUCUCAAGAAACACAGCAAUCCAGUCAGGGCUUCCAAAGCUCCUCAUCACCGCAGCCCUUUUGGGGUUGCUAUGGCAGCUGCUGUCACAGAAACCAAGUGCUGGACACAGGCUGGCCCUAGCAAGGCAGGACAGACCACUACUCAUUGCCACAAGAAACCAUCAGACUCUCAACAAGCAGCACUUAGCAUUAAUUCUAGCACUCUAAGUUAACAAGAGGACCAGCAGUGUACAGGCUGAUGGUCAGCUGUCUGGAGAAUCCUCAUGAGUCUUGUCUGUGUGUGCUCAGGCUCUUGGCCAGAGUCCUUGUGCAGUAGCAGAGCCAGCACUGUUCCUAGACCAUGUUCCACCAGCAGGACCAUCUGAAGAGCCAGCUGCAGGAGAGCCACCCAGCCAGCAGGCAGCUCUUUCACUGCCAGGAGUGUGGGAAGCAGUACAACACUCAGCUGGGGUAUAGACGCCACCUGGUGGCAGCCCACAGCGCUUCAACUGGCCUGUCCUGCCCAGAGGGGGCACCACCCCUCCUGGAGCACCUUGGCAGCCACACAGACAGGCCUCCACCGUCAGAGGGCAAUGCUAAUGCUGCUGUGCCUGUGAGAGAGAGGAAGUACUCGUGUGAGCGUUGUGACCGCCGUUUUUACACUCGUAAAGAUGUGCGCCGUCAUGCCGUGGUGCAUACUGGUCGCCGUGAUUUCCUGUGCCCCCGUUGUGCACAGCGCUUUGGCCGUAGAGACCACCUAACCCGCCACUUGAAGAAGAGUCAUGCCCAGGAGUCAGGAUUGAUGCCAUCCUGUGCACCCAGUACUCCUGUGGCUACGUCGACUCCUGCCACCCAGUGCCCAGUGAAGGAGCCCAGCCCUGUGACCUCUGACAUGGGCUCCAUCCCCAAGGAGCCCAUGGAGACAUUCUCCAGGGAUAUGUACAACUCCUAUCCCAUGGCCAAUCCUGUCCCUGGGAUGGGCCACCCGCAUGGCCUCAUGCAGGGCACCUUACCCUCUACCAUGGGUGUGGGUCGCCACAUGGCCCCCCAGCCUUCUCACCCCCACCACCAUCACCUGCAGCCUCCGGCAGCUCCGCAGCAGCAGUCCUAUAGCAACAUGUCCAGGUACCAGCACGGAUCUACCUCAUAUCCUCGUGCCGAUGUGGACAGUUUCCUGCUGGACCUGCAGAGUGCCCCCCCUCCUCACCUGAGUGCUGUCAACUCCUCUACCUCCACUUCUGCCUCCCCCCAGAGGGAGGUGCUGAAUGAAGGGGUGGGUUCUGGUGGUGACUCCCACCUACUGUGCCGGAGCCCUGCUGUCUCUUCAGCCGAGCUGUCCUGCACCACCAACAUGGACCUCGGGCCGCUGCUGGGUUUCCUGCCUUUCAGCCUGCCACCCUACAGCCCUCAUAUGGGGAUGGGAGGGUUAGUGAUGAGCUAUCCACCUGCUACCACUACCACUUCCUCUCCAUCCUCUUCCACUGGGCUGUCCUCGCAGGCACCAGGGCCUUUCACUUUCUUCCAGCCUCCACAGGCUCAUGUACCCCAGGGCCCUGGAACCCACAACCACAGCCAACUACCUCAGGCAUACAGCAGUCCUGCUAUGAGCACUUCCAGCUCCCUACCUCACUACUAUCAGGCCUUUCAGCAGUAAGCAACUCUGUCUUCACAAAUGUUGCCUUUGUCAUGCUCAUGGAUUUUUAAUGAAAAGGGUAAAACAUGAGAAUAGCGUCUUUUAUUGUAUAAAAAAGUUUAACUUUCGCUUGUCAGUGCUUAUAAUGCUAAUCUUUGUAGAUUUUUUUUUUUUUGUUGAACACAACAAAUCACCUCAUCAGUAUUACCUCAUAAUUUAAAAAGGAAGCUUGAACGUUUUGAGGAAAUGUGAUGGUCUCACUGCAACCAAAACAGAGUACCUCAACCAACAGUAGAUGCACUUAACACACUUGUCACAGGUGCUGCAUAAUUCUGAGUCAUUCAGUUUUAGGGUAUUAUAGAAGACACGACCAUGUGAAGAAAUAUUUGAUCUGGAUAGGUUUGAAAAUUUAUUUGAUCAUUUGUAGGAAAAUGUCACCGUCUUAGUGCAGCUGAUGUGAGUUUUCCUCAUUUCAUUAGAGUGGAGCAUAAUUUACCUUACAGAGGGAGAGAACAGUACUCUGUUAAAGAUGAGUACAAGCUAAAAUGUUAUAAAUGCAAACUCUGCAGCACUGUUUGCAUAUGUUAGCUAGUGCUUAAUGCACUAAAACAUUAAUUAAAAAGCUUUUCCAGUCAGUGAUCCAACAGCACACCAUCUGCUAUGUCUGAGUUCAACAGCAGAUGAAAAUAUAAUUUCAACCAUUCUGAUUUUCAAGUGCGCUAAAUGUACCCAACAUCGAGAGUGAGGCUGUGUUAGGCCUUUUUUUUGUCUGUCCAUGUUAUCACCCACUUGAUGUUGUAUGCUGUAAAAGUGUAAGAGAGAAACUCUAAAGCAGGGAUUCCUUAUAGGAAGACGUUUUAAAUGCAGUUACCUGAGAUCACAGCAGCACAGUAACACUUAAUGCUACAUGGAUAUAAUUUCCUUUUUUGCUGUAUUAUGUAGAAUCACAUAAUUAAAUGCACUUAAUGUUUCAUUUUCAUAAAUACAGGUCAUUAGAAGUAAAAAAAAAAAAAAAGCUGCUGCUUUCUAAAGCUAUUUUCAAACAUGAACUGAAGAUAAUGCCCAGAAAAUUGGGGUUUGGACAUUUUCCAGAGUUUUAAGUUGUACUGCUCAUAUAAAGUAAUCAAAAUAUUCAGGAGACGGUCAGUUGUCAUAGUAUUGGCUUCUGUGUAGGUCCUUUAUCAGCGGUUACAGGAUCCUAAUGCAUGCAAAAUGCUGAUUCAAACAAUUUCUCAAUUAGUGAGUAAAAAUACUUAUGUGAACAGAAUAUUUUUUUGUCAGAUCAAAUUUUAAGUUGGCUCCAACAGUGAGGAACCAAUGAGAUAAAGUGAUUGCAGUUUCUGCCACCUUCACCUGCAUGCUCAGUACACAUGCCUCGUUAAUCGCAAGGAACGAUUUGAGAUUUGUUAACCAAUCGGUAUUUCUUCUCCUCCGUAAGCUGGGGUACUUGAGAACAGUGAUUCCCAAAGACUGGGUCAGGACCCACUGAUGGGUCAUGGGGGAUUUUUUUUGGUUCCUUAAACAAAUUUGCAGGGUUUUUCAACCCUUUUAGUAAAGAUUUAUUUGUAUACGUUUUAAGUAACAUGCAUAAAAUGAAGUUGUAAUUCAUUUAUUAAUGUAAUUUACCAAUUCAAAUUCUGAUAGUGGGUGUUACAGAUUAGUUGCUACUUUAUGCACAAAUUGGCUCUUGUCAUGAUUCAUAUUGUGAUUUGUGUCACAAUAGUUUGCUUUUUGUUUUUUAAAGUGGGUCCCUAUGUAGAAAGUUUGGGAAACACUGCUUUAGAAGGGCAUUGUCAUCAGGUAAAGAAAUAGUCUAAAUAAGUGCCCCCUUUCCCCUGUUCAUUUCAAACUGAACCACUGGAUCUGCGCAGGCUGCAUCUGUAAUCUGCUUGCUUUGAAUUUCUGACUUCAGAAUAUGUUCUAAAAAGGUCUUCCAGAGCAUGUGUUCCUUUUUUAUCUUCCCUUCUCUGAUGUCACUAUUGGCUGUGGUGUUGGAUGAAACAGGUUCUGAUCUUCUCAGGACUUAAAAAGGUCGACUCCCUUCUCUCGUCCUGACCGGCAACGGCCAGAGAAGCAGGAGUUGAGGAGCAGCUGGUCUGUUGAGAUUCAGGGUUCCUUUAACAGAGUCACACUGUAGCAUGGAGGGAAUAAUGGAUCCUACCCAGCUGCCCUCUGGUACACUCCACUCCGGAAAUUGAUCAAGAGUAGUGGAGAUGUCAGAGGCCUCAAGCUUUGAUGAGAUUGGAAAGAAGAUAUUUAAAGAGUGACUGAGUCAGAUGAUCUUUUUCUCUUCUGCCUUAAUUCCACAAACUGUAUGUUGAAGGACUUCUCACAAGGAUUGUAACAAGCCUCAAUGUGUUGCACCGAUGUCUUAAAAUGCUACUGUUGUGCCUCUUUGAGAGUGUCUGAUCUCUCUUAACUGGGUUUAAGCACUUACGACAUUUUAAAAAAAGAUGAAUUUGACCUGUACCUCAAACAUGCAGAACUGUGGGUUUCUGUUUCUAUUUUGUAUUUGCUUUUAGUUGUUUUGGCUCUUAUUUGUGCCAUUAGAUUGAAACUAUAAAGGUAGAUUUUAUGAAUCUAAACUUUUUAUCUAGUGGCAGACAUUGACGUUAUAAUUCAGUCAGACUUUCUACCUCUACUUUGUCAUGUAUCUUGCUGCAAAAUUCAUUAGAACUAGUUUUAACCUGUAACAGUUAGGCAGUUUUUUUUUGUUUUUGUUUUUUACCACUGGUGAAGUUGUGGGAUAUGUUCAGAAAUCAACUUUGAAGGACUGGGUGCACACUGAAAACUUAGCAGUGUGUUCCGGAGUCAAACAGUUCUCUGUUCUUGCCUUUAAUGAUAUUUCUACUUAUUUACUACCUCAGAGAAGAGACAGGCAACUGUCCGUCUAACUGCAGAGAAAAUGACUGUAUAGUUUUAUUUUUGUCAGAACAAGCACAUGUACUUGAUGAUAGCUCCAUAGUUUUUUACUGAGGUUAGCUCAACAGAAUGAUGUUUAGCUUAAUAAGUACCACAUUAUGUGUCACUUCAUGUUGCCUUUGUUGUGCUAUAACGCUGUGUCUCUCUCUGCCUCUUCAGUCUGGAAUGUUUACUGUGUUUGAGAAACUUGGCCUCAGUCUAAAGGCAUUCCACAGCUGCCUGAUGGAAUGCUCUGACAAUACUGAUGGUACUGUCGAUUCCCACUGUUGGCACUUCACCUGAAAGUAGCGUCGUUUUUACUAUGAUGAGGGAUGCAUUUUAUGAAGAAUGGUGUUGGAAACUUUUGACUUCAAGCUUUUCCCGUGUUGGUGUCUUAGUGUUCGAGUGUUUUGUGUUACAUAUCAUCAUGCAUUUUGCAUACCUUUUGUUUUAUUUACUUUUCAAUCAGACCAAACUGUAGGCUCAGGAAAUGAAUUUCCUACUUCGUAUAGCACAAAAGUUACUGCAGUACUUUCAAAAGUAUCCAAUUACCGUCCCCCGUUAUCAGUUUUCAGUUGGUAUGAAAUGCAGCCUUUGGACAUCAGAGGCUUAAGGAUGUUUCCUCUCGUCGUAACAGAUAUAUUACCAGACUUUGAGUUUUCAUGAAGGCCCCAUAUUGGUGGACUUUGAUUUGAGUCAUUGUAAACUGGUGGGGGCACGACUUUGGGAAUAUGCACUACUUAACCAAAGUGUCUGGAUUGUGCAAUCGAUCACACGGUGGACAUUCUGUUACUGCUUUUUUACUUGGGUUUUCUUAGCAUGGAUUCUUAGUGCCUCCCCAAAAUUGCCAUUACACAAGUCGCCACGCCUCACACAAGCUUGUAAGGGCAGGUUCGCUGCAUCCUGGGCUGGGUGCUAUCCAGAAUUACUGUAUGGGAAGUGUUUUUUUUCACUGUGUCAGAUGUAAUGGUGAUGCCAGACCAGAUGCCAGGUAGAGAUGGUCAUUUUGGAUGGGGAUGUCAGAAUACUGAUCUUCGAACAAUAACAUGUUUUCAUUUAAUCUAUUUAGGGCAGCAAUAAUUAAUUGAUUAUUAAUUGACAAUUGGAUGUUUCAGCUUCUUAAAUGUGAGCGUUUUGUGGUUUCUUUGCUCUAUAUAGUGAAGAAAACAUUAAAGCUGAAUAAUGUUGGUUUGUGGAUAAAACAAGACAUUAGAGAACAUCAUUUCCAGGUUUGGCAAAUAUUUGAGUGGCCAGACACUCCUCCUUUGUGCCACAACAUUAAAAACAUUCCAGACUGACUGUGGAGAGGGGGACACAUGACCAGUAUUCAUUUCAUUAAACCAUCAUUCACUUUUAUCCUGUUGCCUGCACAUAGGUCGGCUCUGAGAACCACUCUGAUGCAGGUUCCUUUGAUUUUUAACUCCGACAAGUUUUGCUUUAGGCGUUUGUAUUAUCACUUGAUAGACUAGAAUACAGUGAAAAGGAGUUGGCGUUUUCUAAUUAUCUGAACAUCAAGUAAUACAAAAUAAAAAUGAAUAUUUAGAUUUC
Molecule: messenger RNA, 6473 nt
Organism: Solea solea (common sole)
Lineage: Eukaryota; Metazoa; Chordata; Actinopteri; Pleuronectiformes; Soleidae
Product: zinc finger protein PLAGL2-like
Exons: 2
Coding region: 753-2045 (430 amino acids)
Source: RefSeq, a predicted model, not a curated record